AUGGCAGCUGGUCUAUACUUCUGGUUUUCUUUGAUACCCAUUCUUUGGCUGUGCCCUAUCUUGACAGAAACUGAUAAUUACAUCGUCCACAUGAACUCAGCCGCCAUGCCUAAGCCUUUUGCUAGCCGCCAUAGCUGGUACUCUGCCACCAUUUCCUCUGUUCUGCAUUCUUCUUCUUCUUCUUCUUCUUCUGCAUCUUCCUCCUCCAAAUUGACCCAUUCUUAUAACCAUGCCAUCGAUGGUUUCAGUGCAAGUCUCAGCCCAUCUGAGCUUGAGGCUUUGAAAAAUUCCCCUGGCUAUGUGUCCUCUGUUCUUGAUUCAUCGGUUCGUGUUGAUACAACUCACUCCUCUCAUUUCCUUGGUCUGAGCUCCAACUUUGGUCUCUUGCCCAUCUCUAAUUAUGGCAGUGAUGUUAUAAUUGGGUUUGUGGAUACUGGAAUUUGGCCUGAAGGUGAGAGCUUUAAUGAUGAUGGGAUGUCUGAAAUUCCAUCUAGAUGGAAAGGAGAAUGUGAGCGUGGUACUCAUUUCAAUGCCUCAUUGUGCAACAAGAAGCUGAUUGGAGCUAGGUUUUUUAACAAAGGACUGCUUGCUAAGUUUCCGAAUAUAACAAUAUCGAUGAACUCGACACGUGACACAAUCGGUCAUGGAACUCAUACGGCGACCAUUGCAGCAGGAAGCUACGUUAAAGAGGCGUCGUUUUUCGGCUAUGGUCGAGGAACUGCCAGAGGUGUGGCUCCACGUGCACGGAUAGCAAUAUACAAGGCCAUAUGGGAAGAGGGUAAUGCAGUAUCAGAUGUAAUAGCUGCAAUCGACCAGGCAAUUUCAGAUGGCGUUGAUGUCAUAUCUUUGUCACUCGGUCUCGACGGGGUUCCGUUGUACCAAGAUCCAGUUGCUAUAGCCACAUUCGCCGCAGUGGAGAGAGGUAUUUUCGUGGCGACAACCACCGGAAACAAUGGACCUCAGCUUGGGACAGUACACAAUGGAGCUCCUUGGGUUUUGAAUGUUGCAGCAGGCACAAUGGACCGCGAUUUUGGAGGUACAAUUACACUUAGCAAUGGAGUUACAAUUUUGGGAUCAUCCUUAUUUCCUUUAAACUCAACCAUGGAUGUUUCUCCACUCCCCAUUGUUUUCAUGGGUGGAUGCCAAAAUUUAAAGAAACUCAAACGAAUUGGAUACAAGAUUGCGGUAUGUGAUGACAAAGAUGAGUACUACUCCUUAAGUUCACAAGUUGACAAUGUUCAAAGUGCAAAUGUUGCCUUAGGAGUUUUCAUUUCCAAUAUCUCUGAUUGGGAUAACUUAAUCCAAACAUCAUUCCCUUCAAUUUUCCUCAGCCCAUAUAAUGGUAACAUCAUAAAAGAUUACAUAAAAAAAAGCUCUGACCCAAAAGCAGAGGUGAAUUUCCACAAGACAAUACUUGGGACAAAGCCAGCACCAAGUGUGGCUCGUUACAGCUCAAGAGGGCCAUCAAUGAGCUGCCCAUUUGUGUUAAAGCCCGACAUUAUGGCGCCUGGUGAUGCCAUUUUAGCUUCAUGGCCUCAGAAUGUAGCAGCCAUGUAUGUUUACUCAGACCCAAUUUACACCAAGUUUAAUAUAAUGUCAGGAACUUCAAUGUCUUGCCCGCACGCCGCCGGGGUUGCAGCCCUUCUCAAGGUUGUACACCAUGGGUGGAGCCCUGCAGCGAUUCGGUCGGCAAUGAUGACCACGGCCGAUGUCGUAGACAACAAUCAAACUUCUAUCAAAGACAUUGGCAACAAGAACAGAUUUGCUAGUCCUUUAGCCAUGGGUUCUGGCCAUAUUAAUCCCAACAAAGCCAUUGACCCGGGAUUGGUCUACGACAUGGGAAUCCAAGACUAUGUAAAUCUUUUAUGUGCAUUAAACUACACAAAAAGUCAAAUCCAAACAAUCACUCGAUUGGACUCAAACGACUGCGAAAAUCCAUCGAUGGACUUGAACUACCCUUCUUUUAUCAUAAUUGUGAAUACUAGUAAUUCAAAGACAAGUAAAGGAGAAAUCUUAGGAGAAUUUAAGAGGACAUUGACCAAGAUUGGAGAGAAGAGAGCUACAUAUGAAGCAAAGUUGAGAGGCAUGAAGGGGUUCAAAGUGGGAGUGAAUCCAAAGAAAUUGGAGUUCAAAAGGAAGAAUCAAAAGUUGAGUUUUAAGCUGAAAAUUGCAGGGACUGCAAGAGUUAAAAGAGAAAACGACAUGGUUUUUGGUUAUCUGAGUUGGGUGGAGGUCGGAGGUGGACAUAUUGUUCAAAGUCCUAUAGUGGUUGCCGGCCUAAGAUCGUAUUGGAAUUAA
Molecule: messenger RNA, 2298 nt
Organism: Benincasa hispida (wax gourd)
Lineage: Eukaryota; Viridiplantae; Streptophyta; Magnoliopsida; Cucurbitales; Cucurbitaceae
Product: Subtilisin-like serine endopeptidase family protein
Biological process (GO): proteolysis
Molecular function (GO): serine-type endopeptidase activity
Source: RefSeq, a predicted model, not a curated record